AUGUCUCAAAGAAUUCCCAUCGGAAAUGCAGAAGACAAAAUCUUAAAGCAAAAAAUGAUUGAAGAAUCAGAGGCAGCACAAAAAAAUGAAUCACAGAAUGUAAUAACAUCCUCUGAAGCUGAUUCCGAGAAGGGCAAAAUGGUAGCAGUCGCAGAGCCAAUACUGUAUAAUGAACCCAAGGAAGCAGCGAAAAUAUUUCCUUGUCUUUUUUGUGACAAGACAUUUUCGAGUUCACAAGCUCUUGGAGGGCAUCAAAAUGCUCAUAAGGAAGAACGUGCCUUAAAAAAAAUGGAGCAAAAAAGAAUAGAGGAAGAAAUGGAGGCCGCCAUGAGGUAUAGACCUAUUUUUCCAUACUGUUAUCCUUAUUCAAACCCUAUUCACCAUCAAGCAUAUCCCAAUUUAUGCGGCAACUUGCAAGCCCUAGUUGGCCCUCAGAUGAACAAUGUAAUUUCUUCUAGGCUCCAUUCUCCAUCGGGUAGUUACGGAGGGAUGUAUCUGCCAAAUACACCCACUUCACCAUCUCCAUUUAUGAUGCAAGUUCCAAAGCCACCACCACAGUUUGGGAUGAUUAAUUUUUUAGGUGAAAAUCAAACUCUUGCAUUGCCAGUAACUCAAAGGGCAAACACUGCAGUUGAUGGUGCAGUGGAAUCGAGACUGUCUAGUCUAGCUAAUCAAACCCCUCUAUCUGGUGAGGAUGCAGUGGAAUUGAGACUUUUUACAUCAGGUGAGGGUGUCGAAAGAAAUUCAAAUGCUGAGUUUCCUUCUAAUGAUCUUACAACUGAAACUCGUGAUUUAUUUGGAGGAAGCCAAGUUCUAGCAGAGACUAAUGCGUCUUCAUCAUCAACAACUGAAUCAACAUCUGAGGAAUUUGAUUUGAAUCUCGAACUUUAA
This is a messenger RNA of Vicia villosa (hairy vetch), 891 nucleotides long. RefSeq lists its product as uncharacterized. The record is from RefSeq and is a predicted model, not a curated record. The transcript is spliced from 2 exons. Lineage: Eukaryota; Viridiplantae; Streptophyta; Magnoliopsida; Fabales; Fabaceae. Gene Ontology annotation, biological process: negative regulation of abscisic acid-activated signaling pathway. Bases 1 to 891 code for a protein of 296 amino acids.